AUGCCUUCCCUCCCCUCCGCCAUCCCGCACGCAACAGCGGCAAACGGCAAAGCUGCAGGCCUGACGAGCUACUUCUCGAGCAAGAUUGAAGCGGCCGAGCAGCUCAUCCACACCAAGUCCCAGGACUUGCGGCGACUCGAGGCGCAGCGCAACGCACUCAAUGCCCGCGUUCGCCUCCUCCGCGAGGAGCUGCAGCUGCUGCAGGAGCCUGGUUCGUACGUCGGAGAGGUCGUCAAGGUCAUGGGAAAGAAGAAGGUGCUCGUCAAGGUGCAGCCAGAGGGCAAAUACGUCGUCGACUUUGCCAGCUACAUUGAUGUCGCCCAGCUCACGCCCAAUCUCCGCGUCGCCCUUCGCUCCGACUCUUACCAGCUCCACUCGAUCCUGCCGACAAAGCAGGACCCUCUUGUCGCGCUUAUGAUGGUCGAGAAGGUGCCCGACUCGACGUACGAGAUGGUCGGCGGCUUGGAUCAGCAGAUCAAGGAGAUCAAGGAGGUCAUCGAAUUGCCCGUCAAGCACCCCGAACUCUUCGACGCGCUCGGUAUCGCCCAGCCAAAGGGUGUCCUCCUCUACGGCCCGCCCGGAACCGGAAAGACGCUCCUCGCCCGUGCAGUCGCCCACCACACCGACUGCCGCUUCAUCCGUGUCAGCGGUUCCGAGCUCGUGCAGAAGUACAUCGGAGAAGGCUCGAGGAUGGUUCGCGAGCUGUUCGUCAUGGCCAGGGAGCACGCACCGUCAAUCAUUUUCAUGGACGAGAUCGACUCGAUCGGCUCGUCGCGCGGCGGGUCUGGCGGAGGAGGCGGAGACUCGGAGGUUCAGCGAACGAUGCUCGAGCUUCUCAACCAGCUUGACGGAUUCGAGGCGACGAAGAACAUCAAGGUCAUCAUGGCGACGAACCGUAUCGACAUCCUCGACCCGGCUCUUCUCCGUCCCGGUCGGAUAGACCGAAAGAUCGAGUUCCCUCCUCCUGGCCCCGAAGCUCGCGUCUCGAUCCUCCGCAUCCACUCGCGCAAGAUGUCCCUCCAGCGCGGCAUCAACCUCCGCGCGCUCGCCGAAAAGAUGGGCAACUGCUCGGGUGCCGAGGUGCGCGGUAUCUGUACCGAGGCGGGCAUGUACGCGUUGCGCGAGCGGAGGCAGCACGUCACGCAGGAGGACUUUGAGUUGGCUGUUGCCAAGGUGUUGAGGAAGGCGGGCGAGGGCAGCAUGUCGUCGACCAAGCUGUUCAACUAG
Messenger RNA from Rhodotorula toruloides NP11, 1227 nucleotides. RefSeq names its product 26S protease regulatory subunit 8. NCBI's taxonomy places the organism in Eukaryota, Fungi, Basidiomycota, Microbotryomycetes, Sporidiobolales, Sporidiobolaceae. Gene Ontology annotation, molecular function: ATP binding; ATP hydrolysis activity; proteasome-activating activity. Bases 1 to 1227 code for a protein of 408 amino acids. Gene Ontology annotation, cellular component: proteasome regulatory particle, base subcomplex. The transcript is spliced from 5 exons. The record is from RefSeq and is a predicted model, not a curated record. Gene Ontology annotation, biological process: proteasome-mediated ubiquitin-dependent protein catabolic process.